Oncorhynchus gorbuscha (pink salmon) is the source of this 4830-nucleotide messenger RNA. It is a transcript of the gene rinl, whose product is annotated as Ras and Rab interactor-like. Gene Ontology annotation, cellular component: cytosol; endocytic vesicle. The record is from RefSeq and is a predicted model, not a curated record. The transcript has 12 exons. The coding region runs from base 358 to 2880 and encodes 840 amino acids. Gene Ontology annotation, molecular function: guanyl-nucleotide exchange factor activity; small GTPase binding. Lineage: Eukaryota; Metazoa; Chordata; Actinopteri; Salmoniformes; Salmonidae. Gene Ontology annotation, biological process: vesicle-mediated transport.
GAGAAAACAAAAAUAAGUUGAGAACUUGUGAGCAAGUGAAAGUGCAACAUCAAAUGUCAAGGUGUGCAGUCGAGUGUGGUAGAGGCAGGUAAAGCAUCGACACAAUACAUACUUCUGACGGAAAAGCGAAAUACUAUCUCGCUAAGGUACGAAGUCUGCAUUAGGAUUUUUUUUACCCUGUCAUUUUUCAUCAAUAAGAUAAAUUGUUGAGCAACGUAGUUAGAAUGUGAAAGGACAAUCUGUUGGCACAAGGUUACAACAUGAAGAGAUCUGUGGAGUUUCUGUCGGGCUGAAGGGAAGCCACAUAAAGUCACAGCUACUUUGAAAACAGCCAUAUAGGGCCUAUUAACAUCUGGGAUGAUGAGGGGAUUGGAAGAUCAGGAUGAGAAGGAUGACUCUCACAGAGGUGUGAGUGGCACGGUGAGGACAGAGAAUGAGGUUACUGACGGAGUUUCAAGGAGGCCCCUGACUCUGCUGGACAGGUUGCGACUGUGUCAGGACGCCUGGGCCCCUGGGGGCCCCUGGGAUAGAGACGGUGCCCAUGCUGCCCUCUGGGGCCGGCCUGCUGGGAGCUUCCUGGUGUUGAGGGACUCUGCCUCCCAGCCCGUCCUGCUGUGUGUGGCGACUGGAGGAGAGAGUGGACAUGUCAGAGACAACCCCAUACAUCGCACUGGUGCAGCUUAUCAGCUAUCUCAGUCAUUUUUAAGCUUCUCAGAUUUGGCCCAGUUAGUGGUGUUCUACUCUAUGAGCAGGGACGUGUUGCCAGUGUGUCUGUUCAUCCCUCCGUGGCUCUACAGUCUAACAGAUCAGCGACAGUCCAACAGUCUGUCCCAGCUGGGUCCCAAAUCCUGGCUGUGUCCCACCUCUGACCUCCAGCCUGAUCACAUGACUCAGAGGGCUCCUGGUACUGCCAUGUGCACCAUACAGCUGACAGCAGCCAAUGGUGCUCUGUGCAUCAUCAACCCACUCUAUCUGCAUGAGCAUGGCGAUGACUGGCUGACCCAUCAACCAACCAGCCCACAGCGAGUUAAUCGGCCAGCGAAUUAUAGGCGUGAGAGACGACUGAGUACAACAAGACCUUGGUCAGGGUCGGGCCUUCUUACUAAGAGAGCUAUCUCAAUGGAGCAGGAGUCCUACAGCUCCAGGUCUGAUAAUCCAGUCCAGGCCACCCCGUCUCCCCCCACCCCAACAGGAGGGGUGGUUCUGAGGAGGCCCAGUAGGGAUGCUUCCAUUGAGUCACUCGACAGAACCUGGACCCAGGACCGCACUACCAGGCCCCCCUCAGACCCCAAGCCCCUGUUCAGCCCUGCCCCUCAGUCCCCUCACAGGGUGUCCUGGGUUGAGGACAGGGUAUGGCUCUCCAAACCGCCACCCCCCUCCCUCCUCCGCCCCCCCUCCCUGGAGAUGGACUCGCUGUCAAUCAGCAGCAUGGAGGAGGAGCCGGAGUCGGUCACCACCCCUUCCCACUCCCCCCACCCCUCGCAUCGUUUGGCCGACAAGGUGAAACACCGCCUCUCGGCUGUGGGCCUGGCCAUUGGUGGGCUGGGGUGUCCACAGAAGAGGAUGACCAAGCGGGUGCAGGAGCUCAGCAAGCGGAGGGGCGGUUUGUUUGCCGAGGCAGUGAUGGGAUUCGUUGAGAUGACCCUGGGGGCGGGGUUUAUCCCUGGAAUGACAGGUGCGGACCUGCUUCAGGAGGUGCGUACGGCUCUCACUGCCCUGAGAGAGACACUGCUGGACUGUCCUGAGAUACACAUCCUCAUAGACAGUAUGGCGGACACACCCGAUGGGGAGCUGGAUGCCAUACUGGAGCUCUCCCUACACAAGGUGGCCCUAAAGCCUGUGAGCGCCCACCUGUACACCUGCCUCCAGAGCUGUUGGGACCAUGACGGUAGCCUGCGGAAGCUGAGGGAGAACCAGCGGCUCCUGGAAGGCCGGGGGGUGGAGGAGCUGGAUGGGACACCUGGGGUGGGGGUCCCUGAACCUGUUACCCUGGAGAAGAUCCAGCAGAGGUGGUCAGCCAUGCACCAGUCUUACUCCCCCAGCAGGAAGGUCCAUAUCCUGCUCAAGGUCUGCAAGACCAUCUACCACAGCAUGACGGCCAAUGCCAACCCAGGAGUGGUGUAUGGGGCUGAUGACUUCCUGCCGUGUCUGACCUGGGUGCUUCUGCGUAGUGAUGUGGUCACUCUGCAGCUGGACACUAACUACAUGAUGGAGCUACUGGACCCCACACAGCUGCAGGGAGAGGGAGGUUACUACCUGACAUCCCUGUAUGCUUCUCUUUUCUACAUCAGCAGCUUCCGCCCUCGUCUCGCCACGCGCCAGCUCAGCACCGAGGCCCAGCAAUCGCUGAGCCAAUGGCAUCGCAGGCGCACCCUGCACUGCAACCAGUCACGACGCAGCACGAAUCGGAGGACCAUCCGGAGACCUGGGCACAGUGAGAAGGGCAGGGAAAACUCCAGUUACGCAGGGAUGGAAACUGACACAGGAAGUGUAACUGACGCCCCACCGGCGCCCUCUAGUGUUGUGGCCAAGGCACUGCACAUCAUCUCAGAGGUGGUGGUAGCGGUGAGGGAAGAAGAGGGCAGCAGAGCAGAGGGCCAAGGAUCCCCAGCUGCACAACUCCAGGCCUCGCCUCGGAAUGAGAAACCGAUUACAGUAGAAGAGUUGGACGGACAUCCGGCAGGGAGUGAGGUGGACUGGGAGGGAGGGGUCAGACCAUGGAGGUGUGUUGUAGAGGGUUUAGAGAGUGAGGAAGGGCAGGCUAGUCUCCAUAGAGUCCAUGAGGAACUCUGUGCCAGGUCAGUGGAGCUAGAUGACCAGACAGACAUACAGAUAGGUCAGCAGAGGUCAGAGUGGACUGGGCUGCCAGUGGGAGACUGAUGACCCAGAGGAGCCAGUCUGUCUAGAACCCUGGGCUUUGCCUGCAAACAUAUUGUAAUGUAAACCUGUUGAGCAAAACAUUUAUUUUACAAUUCCUGGUUUCAGUUGCAUUGAAAUACACCCAAUAAGGCAUGAAGAUAAUGGUCUGACUAGGCUGAAUUUGAAAUAUGUGCUUUAAAAUGUUUGUAGAAGAUAUUUCCCACGAGUGUUUCAAAUUGUGACGUUUGUAAUAUUUUCAUUGUAAUUCCACAGAGAAAUUACUCUCAGUGGGGCCAAUUAAAUGGUCCAUUUGGGGCAAAUGAUGGAGGCUCGGCCAUCAACAGGCUGGCUGUAUGGUUAGAACACUUGAUGUAUUUUACAUGUUGACCACUAGGUUGCAGUACCACACCUUUUCUGUCUGUUUCGUCUUGGUUGCAAGAGUAGUCAAGCAUGAUAACAGUGGAGCUCGUAAGCAUAAGGAUGUUGAGAAAGGGAGAGAAAUGUGUUGAGAUGCCUGAAAUAACAGCUAUAACGAAAUGACUGUUGGUCUGUAUUAUGUUGUGUGUAAUAUAUACUCUGAUUUUAACUUGACCAUGCAUUAGAAUGCUGUAUGGCGGCAAACGGCAAAGACAGCAUUAUAGACAUAUGCACAGUAGAAUACUUUGAUGCUAAAGAGUGAACAGUGGAGCAGACAGGUCCUUAUUUAUACAAGCACAUGUAUUACAGACACAUGCUACCACUAACAUAGACAAAGACACACAAACAAGCGCGCACACACGGACCUACUGUAAUAUAUACAUACUCAUAUGCAAAUGAACGCACGCACGAGUGCCCUCCCAUACAUUCAUACAUAUGGAAGCGCCUCAUUCAGAAUUUUACAUUUGAAACCCAAUCAAAUUUGCCUAAUGAGACAUCUGGCAUUCUGCCUGCAUUUCGAUCUUUUAACCAGGUCUAAGAAACAUCUGGGCUCUUCAUCAGCGCAGUCAAACCUGAUGGGAGCGAGACUACAUCUACUACACACACCUCUUACAUAUACGAUCACGUGAUAUAUUAUGCAUACAUAGGACUACAUUACACAUUCAGUCCAGCCAUAAAUUAGAUAUAUGGCGGUGGCGAGCGCACAGAUGGCAGACGCCUGAGGCAUUUAAAGCUAGGAUUCGCUAGCUAGCUGCAGCUAAACAUAGGAGCCGUCCUGCUGCAGAGAAAGAGAGAGAAAAAGAUGCUCACGCAAAAUGCAACGCCAUGACAAUAUACAGACACACACAUACUGAAAAACAUGAAUAUUCACACGAAUAGUAUAUCACAAUCACCUGUUCGUCACGCUAAAUGUAUACCAGUAUCAGUGUGCCUGGUGUGUUUCCCCUCCCCCUUGAUUGACAGACAUCUAACGAGCAGCUGCUCUAAUGGGCCUGGCAGCCUCUCCUAAUAGUGAUAAAUACAUGAGAGGCAUUUGUGAAUCAGGACCAAACACUUUUCAAUCAAUUAUUCACGACAUUACUUCAAUUUAUGCAUCAUCAGGCUGCUACACAUCCCGGUUGUUCCCAGGCUGGAAACAGUGUUUGAACUCGGUGGUAAAUGACAGUAGGCGCUGAAAACUCUGGUUUUCCUCUCUCCCGCUGACAGAUAAAAUGGUUCCUUUUUUUCAUCGCGUCCUGCAGGAGUUUUAAUGAAAGCUUAUGAAAGUGAGUGGAGCGUCAUCGUACGUUCCUGACCUGUCUGCUCUGACUAUGGUCGUUCCAUAUGGGACAUCACGUCACCGAGCUGCUCAGUCUGUCACUGUCUCUCUGGCCUCCACUCUUAUUUUGUUUGUCCCUUUGUCCUAUUCUGCUCUUUCAUUCGUUGCCACAAACCACUUCCCCUUGUUGAGGCAUUGUAGUUGGACACUUUUCCUCAAGCUUUCUCUUUCUUCUCCUCCCUGUGCGCUGCUCUCUCCUCCUCCCUGUGCACUUCUUUCUUCUCCUUCUCCCUGUG